This is a messenger RNA of Rhineura floridana, 2407 nucleotides long. RefSeq names its product integrator complex subunit 11 (gene INTS11). Gene Ontology annotation, biological process: snRNA processing. Gene Ontology annotation, cellular component: nucleus. The record is from RefSeq and is a predicted model, not a curated record. Bases 511 to 2316 code for a protein of 601 amino acids. NCBI's taxonomy places the organism in Eukaryota, Metazoa, Chordata, Lepidosauria, Squamata, Rhineuridae. The transcript has 18 exons.
GUGGCGGCCCCCAGCCAGAGCGCAUGCGCGGCGGUCCCGCUUGCCGUGCAUAGAGAUAAUAAAAGUAAAGAGGCGAGGGAGGUAUAGAGAUAAGGAAAGGAUAGAGCCGCCGCGACUCUCGGCUUCUAAUAUGUCCUGAUACUCUAGCAACACGCUGUAGAGAAGCCGAGGCUUGAGGAUCCUGCCGUGCAAACAAUCGUGGCAUUCUUUCGUCCACCGCCCUCGAAAUUUCCUCUCCGUGUGUCACUCUCGACUUUUUUCUUUAUCUAUGUGCACAGGGUUUGCGCAGGUUGCAGGCCGCUUAAGGGUGGCUGUUGUGCCGUGCGCUGUCUGACCCUUGGCAGCGUUGGGCACGAUUAAGCUCAUGUAGGCAUUGCCAGCCAGGACAUCUUGAAUUAAUCUUGCACAUGAGACUCUUAAGCUGUGACACAUUUGGGGUACUCUUACGGAAUUUCUGAAUCAGCCCCCCUCGCAGCUGGACUUCAGAGGAUUAAACCUUGCUGUUCAAAGAUGCCUGAAAUAAAAGUCACUCCCUUGGGAGCUGGGCAAGAUGUGGGCCGAAGCUGCAUCCUCGUGUCCAUCGGAGGGAAAAACGUCAUGUUGGAUUGUGGCAUGCACAUGGGUUAUAAUGACGAUAGACGAUUUCCUGACUUUUCCUACAUCACACAGAAUGGGAGGCUGACUGACUUCCUGGACUGUGUAAUCAUCAGCCAUUUCCAUUUGGACCACUGUGGGGCCCUUCCGUACUUCAGCGAGAUGGUUGGCUACGAUGGGCCCAUUUACAUGACCCACCCAACCAAGGCCAUCUGCCCCAUCCUCCUGGAGGACUUCAGGAAGAUCACCGUGGACAAGAAAGGGGAGACCAACUUCUUCACCUCCCAGAUGAUCAAAGACUGCAUGAAGAAGGUGGUGGCUGUCCAUCUUCAUCAGACCGUCCAGGUGGACGACGAGUUGGAGAUUAAGGCUUAUUAUGCAGGUCACGUGCUUGGAGCGGCCAUGUUCCAGAUUAAAGUUGGCUGCGAGUCCGUGGUUUACACUGGGGACUACAACAUGACUCCAGACAGGCACUUGGGAGCCGCCUGGAUUGACAAGUGCCGUCCCGAUCUGCUCAUUUCCGAGUCCACCUACGCCACAACCAUUAGAGACUCCAAACGCUGCAGGGAGCGGGACUUCCUGAAGAAGGUCCACGAAGCCAUCGAACGGGGAGGGAAGGUCCUGAUCCCUGUAUUCGCUCUGGGACGCGCUCAGGAGCUCUGCAUUUUAUUGGAGACUUUCUGGGAACGAAUGAACUUAAAGGCCCCCAUUUACUUCUCAACGGGUCUGACAGAAAAGGCCAAUCACUAUUACAAGCUCUUCAUCACAUGGACUAAUCAGAAGAUCCGGAAGACAUUUGUCCAGAGGAACAUGUUUGAGUUCAAACACAUCAAGGCCUUUGAUAGGGCCUACGCUGACAACCCUGGGCCAAUGGUGGUGUUUGCCACACCAGGAAUGCUUCAUGCUGGGCAGUCCCUACAGAUCUUCAAGAAAUGGUCUGGCAAUGAGAAGAAUAUGGUCAUCAUGCCAGGAUACUGUGUGCAAGGGACCGUGGGCCAUAAAAUCUUGGGCGGUCAGCGGAAGCUGGAAAUGGAAGGACGACAAAUUUUGGAAGUGAAGAUGCAAGUGGAAUACAUGUCCUUCAGCGCCCACGCCGACGCCAAAGGAAUCAUGCAGCUCAUCCGCCAAGCUGAGCCACGAAACGUCCUCCUGGUCCACGGAGAGGCGAAGAAGAUGGAGUUCCUGAAGCAGAAGAUCGAGCAGGAAUUCCAUGUUAACUGCCACAUGCCCGCAAACGGAGAGACGGUAGCCAUUUUCACCAACCCCAACAUCCCUGUGGAUGUCUCCCUCGGGCUGCUGAAGCGAGAGCUUGCUAUCGCUCCCCUGCCAGACUCCAAGAGGCCAAAGAUCAUGCACGGAACCCUCAUCAUAAAGGACAAUCAGAGUUUCCGCCUGGUCUCUCCUGAGCAAGCGCUCAAAGAGCUGGGCCUGGGGGAGCACCAGCUGAGGUUCACCUGCCGGAUCCACUUCCAGGACCCCCGCAAGGAGCACGAGACGGGGCUGCGUGUGUACAACCACCUCAAGAGCUUCCUGAAGGAUUAUUCUGUUCAGCACCUCUCCGACACCUCCAUAAUGGUGGAGUCCAUCCUGAUCCAAGUUACGGUCCAGUCAGAAGAUCCGGCUACUAAACUUCUGCUGGUGUCUUGGACGUACCAGGAUGAAGAAAUGGGGAGCCACGUGACCUCCCUGCUGAAGAAGGCACUGCCCCAAAUCACGGCAUGAGACCUCCGAAGUUAAAACAGCAGAAAGGACACUGUAAAUACUUAAGUUGGGUGUUUUCUUUUUUAAAAAAUAAAAGACAACUGUCUUCAAA